Messenger RNA from Tribolium madens (black flour beetle), 1601 nucleotides. It is a transcript of the gene CARPB, whose product is annotated as carbonic anhydrase-related protein 10. The transcript has 10 exons. The record is from RefSeq and is a predicted model, not a curated record. Lineage: Eukaryota; Metazoa; Arthropoda; Insecta; Coleoptera; Tenebrionidae. Gene Ontology annotation, molecular function: carbonate dehydratase activity; zinc ion binding. Bases 213 to 1175 code for a protein of 320 amino acids.
GCCACAUGGUGUUCGGAUGCGGCAGAGUGCGGUGCGGUGCUUCGGUAAAAACGCGCUCAUUCUUCACGUACAAGAGAUAAAUCGCGCUCCAAAAACAGACAUGCUGAAGUGCUGGAGAAGUUGCAAAAUACAAACCGUGUGAUGAGUCAAAAUAAAAAUAAGAGAAGCUUAUACACAAGAAUGAAACUAGCGUGACACUCAAAUUAUUCAACAUGUUGCUCUACAUUGUUGCAGCAGCGAUCCUGCAAAUCCUGCUACAAACCACAGUGACGUCUGCUGUGAGCUGGGAGGAAUGGUGGACUUACGAUGGAAUUUCAGGUCCAGCGUUUUGGGGCCUGAUAAAUCCAGAAUGGUCACUGUGCAACAAGGGACGAAGGCAGUCUCCGGUUAAUCUAGAGCCGAAUAAGCUGCUCUUCGACCCAAACCUUCGACCCCUUCACAUCGAUAAACACAGGGUGAGCGGUUCCAUCAUGAAUACGGGCCAUAGUGUAAUAUUUACAGUAGAUAACGACACUCGACAUCACAUAAAUGUGACUGGAGGACCUCUAUCCUAUAAAUAUCAGUUUCAAGAAAUCCAUAUUCACUACGGACUCCACGAUCAGUUUGGGUCCGAACAUUCAAUAAAUGGAUACAACUUCCCAGCAGAGAUACAGAUUUUCGGGUUCAACUCGCAACUCUACACCAACUUCUCGGAAGCGCUCCACAAAGCUCAAGGGAUCGUGGUUAUAUCUCUUCUCUUACAGAUGGGUGACCUGUCCAAUCCCGAGCUGAGGAUAUUAACAGAUCAGCUAGAAAAAAUUAGAUACGGCGGGGAUGAAGUCGAAGUGAAACGACUUUCGGUGAGAGGACUACUUCCUGAAACCGACUAUUAUAUGACCUACGAUGGAUCCACAACCAUGCCGGCCUGCCACGAAACCGUCACAUGGUUGAUCCUCAACAAGCCUAUUUACAUCACCAAGCAACAGAUGCAUGCGUUACGCAGACUGAUGCAAGGAGAUGCCAAACACCCCAAAGCCCCAUUGGGAAACAACUUCCGACCACCACAACCCCUGCAUCAUCGACCAGUACGGACUAAUAUUGACUUCAGUGUUAAACACCGCACUGACGCGGGGAAGCAAUGUCCCAGCAUGUACAAAGACGUCUACUAUAAGGCAAACAGUUGGAAACAGCACUGAGUGUCGCCAUAUCUAGUGAACAAUCCAUAUCACUCCAAUAUCAUCAAGACUCUAGUGACGUGAUCAGAACAAUUCUAGUGCUAAAUUAAACGUCGACAAAAUGAAACAUAUCAUACCUUGCAAAGAGAUGUAAUAAAUGACUGAAUUAUGUGUUAAGCUAACGUGAUAAAUGCUUAAAAAUAGCUUAGCUAAUAGAAAAUUAAUAGACUGUUUUCGUUUUGGGUUUUUGUUAUGUCGAUAAAGUUAUUGUCGGUUUCGUUGGCCUAAAUGCACAUUCUUUAAAAGGGAAAUAAAAAUGGAAGUGUUAUGUAAAAUAUCGUAUUUUUAGUAAAGUUAGCUUAGUAAUGGAAUUGUUUGUAAUGAUAUUAUUUAUAUAAUAUAUGUUGGGAAGUUUAUUAUUUAAAAAAAUAUACGCUACAAAAGCCU